Spodoptera exigua (beet armyworm) is the source of this 1451-nucleotide messenger RNA. The record is from the annotation of a GenBank genome assembly. NCBI's taxonomy places the organism in Eukaryota, Metazoa, Arthropoda, Insecta, Lepidoptera, Noctuidae.
AAUAACCCAAAAAAGGCUAUCAAGAUGAUUAAUUGUGAUUAAGAACGAUAUGCUCGAUAAAGUUUUAAUUUAAUGUUAGUUGGUGGUGACGCACAAUGGAGACCAGACACUUGCUCGUGGUGUGCUCGGCUUUGCUGAGUGUGGUGCAGUCGGGGAAGCAUGACAUCUACUCUGGGCAUUCAGUCUACGGAGUUCAGGUCCGCAAUAGAGACCAUCAGAUGCUCCUGCAUGACCUUGAGAUGACACUGGAGCUGGACGUCUGGCAUCACGGCAUUAUCUCGGAGAGAGAAGCUCUCAUCAGAGUGGCCCCUGAGAACAAGGCAUAUUUCCUGCAAGCAUUGGAUGACGAGGGAAUAGAAUAUUACGUGCACCUACAAGAUGUUGCUCAGGCCUUAGAAGAGGCAGAAAUUGAAAGGAACUCGUGGCGGGCUUCAGGACAAAAUAGGAUGUUGUUCAAUGACUACCCCCGAUAUGAUGAAAUUAAUGAGUAUAUGGAUAUGAUUGCUAGCAGGUACCCUGACCUGGUCAAUGUUGUCACAGCCGGUAAAAGUUUUGAUCAACGAGACAUCAAGUACCUUAAGAUUUCAACAACCAAUUUCGAAGACAGCAGUAAACCUAUCUACGUGUUGACUGCAAUGAUCCACGCGCGCGAGUGGGUCACCACCCCAACCCUCCUGUACUCCGUGUUCCGGCUGGUGGAGAACUUGAGGAGUCAGGACCGAGACUUGCGGGAUGACAUCGACUGGAUCAUCAUGCCACUCCUCAACCCUGACGGUUACGAGUACUCACACGAAACCGAUCGUCUCUGGCGAAAGACAAGAUCGUACAGACCUCACAUCAAUGACACAUGCUGGGGUGUGGACGGUAACAGGAAUUACGAUUCCGUUAAUUUCGCUGCAAUUGGGGCUAGCCAGGACCCCUGUUCGGACAUCUACCCUGGACCUGAACCCUUCUCUGAAGUGGAGACUGCUUACGUCCGAGACGUCUUGCUGGAACAUGUGGAUAGGAUCCAGAUAUUCAUGGACGUUCAUAGUUUUGGCAAUUAUAUAACGUAUGGUUAUGGUGACGGAACGCUGCCACCGAAUUCUGCUCAGUUGCAUCUGGUGUCUGCUGUGAUGGGGGCAGCUAUGGACGUGAAUAAACUGCCCGAGGCAAAUUUCUACCGUUUGGGCAACAGUGGCCUCUUGAUGUACUUCACCGCUGGGUGUGCCCAAGAUUAUGCUCAGUCUAUCGGUGUUCCCUUUUCAUUAACGCUCGAGCUGCCAAGCUACGGACACCGAUUCGAGGUUCCGCCAAAGUACAUCAGCCACAUCAACGAGGAGACAUGGGAAGGCAUCGCGGCCAGCGCCAGGGUUGCCCGCACGUUCUACAGGGCGAAGGCGACUCCUCCUAUCAACCCUCCUGUUAACCCUCCUGUUAACCCGCCUGUUAAUCCUUCGAACAAUAAUUAA